Messenger RNA from Penaeus monodon (black tiger shrimp), 473 nucleotides. RefSeq names its product probable 2-oxoglutarate dehydrogenase E1 component DHKTD1, mitochondrial. Lineage: Eukaryota; Metazoa; Arthropoda; Malacostraca; Decapoda; Penaeidae. The transcript is spliced from 3 exons. The record is from RefSeq and is a predicted model, not a curated record. Bases 181 to 423 code for a protein of 80 amino acids.
UGUGUCAUUGAUUACAUUUGUGUUUAUGAUCCUCCCUAUACCCUGCAGGCGGUGGUGAAAGCAGCCCGACUGGCAGUGCAGUACCAGAGAAAGUUCCGCCGAGAUGUGUUUGUCGAUUUGGUGUGCUGGCGGAGGUGGGGCCACAAUGAGCUCGACAAUCCUCGCUUCACCAACCCUUCCAUGUAUCGCACCAUCGACGCGCGCAAGAGUGUGCCAGAUUCAUAUAUCGACACCUUGGUGGCAGAAGGCCUCAUGACACGGGAAGACGUCAUGAAGAUCGUCUCGGAGAGGAUGAGCUUUCUGGCAGAGCAGCAUAAGAAAGUGGACACCUAUGUCCCGAAGGCAGCUCAUCUCGAGAGGCAGUGGUCAGGCUUGGUGCAGGCCCCAAGUUCCGUUGAAGUGUGGGACACGGGCGUGAUAUAGCGAGCCUGAAGUACCUAGGAGCCAAGUCCGUCAGCCUGCCUGAAGAUUUU